Messenger RNA from Pelobates cultripes (western spadefoot toad), 5159 nucleotides. Lineage: Eukaryota; Metazoa; Chordata; Amphibia; Anura; Pelobatidae. The record is from the annotation of a GenBank genome assembly.
AUGGCAGGAAUACCACCCGACACGUGGAAUCCAUCUCAUGUGAUUUUAGAGACCAGGUAAGAAAAUUAUGUGAUGAUUAAUAGGUGACACCGUGCAAGGGGCCGCACGUGUGGUGCACAGUGUUGAUAGAGUUGCAGGUUUAUGCUGGGUGAUUACAUUUAAUAUGUGUUCUUGUCCCUGCCCUUUCGUUAUGCGUUAUUUAUUUUAACACCAAAUUUACUGCUGUAUAUAAUUUAUCUGAGAGUUCCACAGCAGGAGGUCCAAAAAGUAUAUAGCAAACACCCUUUCUAGGCAUUUAAAGGAGUACUCCAUGCACCAUAACCAUUAUAGUCUGCUGUAGUGGUUAUGGUGCCAGGAGUCCCCUGAUGGCAUCCCAGAGUUAUAUAUCAGGCCAUUUUAGUGUGGCUUGAAAACAUAGGUGGGUUCCAUUGGGGCCUUGCAUUGCUCUUCACUCUUUUUCACCUGGAGAAGUCAGAUGUCUCUGUAGUGUAUGACUGAAGCAGGACCACACUUACUGGUUGAAAGUGCUUCUUGAUGCAAAUAGAUUGGCAUUUUAAUCUAGGAUGGUGCCCUGGCGCUUCUGGCACCACAACCAUGUUUUAAAAUGUUUGACUUCUUACCUGGGUUGUGUCAGGUAAACUUGAAGCAAUCUGCUUGAGAACAAUGAAAGGAAAGGAUCGAUCCCAGGUAAGAAGCCAAAUUGUUCUAAAACAGAGUAUGUGCAUAUGAGGGAGUGCCAGGGCAAUAGAACAUAGAAACAUAGAAACAUAGAAUGUGACGGCAGAUAAGAACCAUUCGGCCCAUCUAGUCUGCCCAAUUUUCUAAAUACUUUCAUUAGUCCCUAGUCUUAUCUUAUAGUUAGGAUAGCCUUAUGCCUAUCCCACGCAUGCUUAAACUCCUUUACUGUGUUAACCUCUACCACUUCAGCUGGAAGGCUAUUCCAUGCAUCCACUACCCUCUCAGUAAAGUAAUACUUCCUGAUAUUAUUUUUAAACCUUUGUCCCUCUAAUUUAAGACUAUGUCCUCUUGUUGUGGUAGUUUUUCUUCUUUUAAAUAUAGUCUCCUCCUUUACUGUGUUGAUUCCCUUUAUAUAUUUAAAUGUUUCUAUCAUAUCCCCCCUGUCUCGUCUUUCCUCCAAGCUAUACAUGUUAAGAUCCUUUAACCUUUCCUGGUAAGUUUUAUCCCGCAAUCCAUGAACCAGUUUAGUAGCCCUUCUCUGAACCCUCUCUAAGGUAUCAAUAUCCUUCUGAAGAUACGGUCUCCAGUACUGUGUACAAUACUCCAAGUGAGGUCUCACCAGUGUUCUGUACAAUGGCAUGAGCACUUCCCUCUUUCUACUGCUAAUACCUCUCCCUAUACAACCAAGCAUUCUGCUAGCAUUUCCUGCUGCUCUAUUACAUUGUCUGCCUACCUUUAAGUCAUCAGAAAUAAUCACCCCUAAAUCCCUUUCCUCAUAUGUUGAGGUUAGGACUCUAUCAAAUAUUCUGUACUCUGCCCUUGGGUUUUUACGUCCAAGAUGCAUUAUCUUGCACUUAUCCACAUUAAAUGUCAGUUGCCACAAUUCUGACCAUUUUUCUAGUUUACCUAAAUCAUUUGUCAUUUGGCUUAUCCCUCCUGGAACAUCAACCCUGUUACAUAUCUUAGUAUCAUCAGCAAAAAGACAUACCUUACCAUCAAGACCUUCUGCAAUAUCACUAAUAAAAAUAUUAAAGAGAAUGGGUCCAAGUACAGAUCCCUGAGGUACCCCACUGGUGACAAGUCCAAGCUUCGAAUAUAUUCCAUUAACUACAACCCUCUGUUGCCUGUCACUCAGCCACUGCCUUACCCAUUCAACAAUAUUGGAAUCCAAACUUAAAGAUUGCAGUUUAUUGAUAAGCCUUCUAUGUGCAACAGUGUCAAAAGCCUUACUGAAAUCUAGGUAAGCAAUGUCUACUGCACCACCCUGAUCUAUAAUUUUAGUUACCCAAUCAAAAAAAUCAAUAAGAUUUGUUUGGCAUGAUCUCCCUGAAGUAAACCCAUGUUGUCUCUGAUCUUGAAAUCCAUGUGUUUUUAGAUGUUCAUCAAUCCUAUCCUUUAACAUGGUUUCCAUCACUUUCCCCACUACUGAAGUAAGGCUUACUGGCCUAUAGUUGCCCGACUCCUCCCUAUUACCUUUCUUGUAAAUGGGCACAACAUUCGCUAACUUCCAAUCUUCUGGGACUACUCCUGUUAACAAUGAUUGGUUAAAUAAAUCUGUUAAUGGUUUUGCUAGUACACCACUAAGCUCUUUUAAUAGCUUUGGGUGUAUUCCAUCAGGUCCCAUUGACUUAUUUGUCUUUACUUUUGACAGUUGAAAUAGAACCUCUUCCUCUGUAAACUCACGUGUAAUAAAUGACUCAUUUAUCCUUUUUCUCAACUGAGGUCCCUUUCCUUCAUUUUCUACUGUAAAUACAGAACAAAAAUAUUCAUUGAGGCAGUCAGCCUGACCUUUAUCCUCUUCUACAUACCUUCCUUCUUUUGUUUUUAAUCUAACUAAUCCUUGUUUUACUUUUCUUUUCUCAUUUAUGUAUCUAAAAAAUGUUUUAUCCCCCUUUUUUACUGACUGUGCUAUUUUCUCUUCUGUGUGUGAUUUGGAAGCUCUUAUAACUUGCUUAGCCUCUUUCUGCCUAAUCUUAUAGAUCAUUUUGUCUCCCUCACUCUGGGUUUUUUUAUAAUUCCUAAAUGCUAACUUUUUGUUUUUAACUAUUUUGGCCACAUCUGCGGAGUACCACAGUGGUUUCUUGAAUUUUUUGCUUUUACUGACAAGCCUAAUGCAAUUUUCUGUUGCCUUCAAUAGUGCAACUUUUAAAUAAUCCCAUUUCUCUUGGACUCCAUUUAAAUUGCUCCAGUCUGAUAAUGACUCCUCUACCCAUAUUCUAAUUUUAGAAAAGUCUGUUUUUCUAAAGUCUAAAACUUUUGUUUUUGUGUGGUGUGACUCAGUCACUGUUCUUAUAUUAAACCACACUGACUGAUGAUCACUGGAUCCUAAACUUUCACCUACAGUAACAUCUGAUACCAAAUCUCCAUUUGUUAACACUAAAUCUAGUAUGGCCUCUUUACGAGUUGGCUCCUCAACAACUUGCUUUAGAGACAACUCCAGUAGGGAGUUUAGAAUAUGUGUGCUCCUGGCACAAGUAGCUAAUUUUGUUUUCCAAUUUACAUCAGGAAGAUUAAAGUCACCCAUGAUGAUAACUUCCCCCUUCAUUGUCAUAUACUACUGCACUCUGUAGUGGUUAUGGUGAUUGCAGUGUUUCUUUAAGUAACAAUCAGUCACUUCCUGGUUUGGUGAGAGCUUAUUGCAAAUCUGCACAGGUUAAAGUUUUGCAGUAACUUUAAAAAAAAAAAAAAACACUUUUUUUAUGUUUUUAAAUAUAUAUGUGCAAUGCAAUUAAAAAAAAUGGAUGAAUGUGAAGCUGAAGGUUUUUUUUUUUUUUUCUCUUAAUUUAAUUUCUAUAUUUCAGUAUGGGCACAAUUACAUUGGAGUUAUACUGGCUUAAUGCCCCCAAGACAUGCAAGAAUUUAGCAGAGCUAGCCCGAAGAGGAUAUUAUAAUGGGACCAAAUUUCACCGUAUUAUCAAAGACUUCAUGGUCCAAGGGGGAGAUCCAACUGGAACAGGUAUGGAAAAAGAAAUAGAAUCUAAUAACCAAAAAAAACUAUUAAAAGUGUUAAUGGGGUAUUUGUAGUUUAAUUUAAAUCAAAUCUGUUAAGAUUAUUCACGUGAUGUGUGAAUUAUUGUGAGUCAAAUUGCAUAUUUUAGGUCAAAAUAGCUGGGAUGAAAACAUUGCUAAUGUGCAAGACUUUUUCAAAUUUGGAUCUUUUGGUCUAAUUUGAUAUUUUCCUUGAAUUCCAACAAUUCACAUUUUAAUGAAUAUUCAUGAAAGUUUUGCAGGCAAGCAUGUCCUAUGAAUGAGGUGUGUGUGUGUGUGUGUGUGUGUAUAUAUAUAUAUAUAUAUAUAUAUAUAUAUCACCUGUUUGUGUGAGAGAGAGAGGAAACCGUCAUGUGUUUGCAGACUAGGUAAAAUAAUACCAUAUGAAAUCAAUGGUAUUCCUUUACAGAGGGAUUUGCAUAGAUUAGAGGACUGGACAGGCAUGUGACAAAUAAGAUUCAAUAGAUAAAAGCAAUGUAAUGCAUAUUGGAACAAGGAACCCACAAGCAAAUCACCAGAACUUGUACAAUUGCCUAUGUCAUUAACCCCUUAAGGACCAAAAAUCUGGAAUAAAGGGGAAUCAUGACAUGUCACCCAUGUCAUGUGUCCUUAAGAGGUUAAAAGAACACUAUAGUGUCAGGAAUACAAAUGUGUGAAACGUAGGUACGCAUUGGGAGGCCAAAGUACACGUGCGGCAAAAUGCAGCGCUGAUCCAAACUGCAUCUCCUCCUAGAGAUGCAUUGAAUCAAUGCAUCUCUAUGGGGUGUGUUCAGCGUCUCCAUGCAGAGUGUGGAGAAGCUGAAUGCCUGACCCUGGAAGCACCUCUAAUGGCCAUCUGAGUGACUGCCAUUAGGGAUGUUGCUAGGCAGUCUUUACUUUGAAAAGUCUAAAGUUUACAUUAAAAUAGUUUUUAGUUGACUUGACCCAUAAUUAACCACUAGCAAAUCUAGAAAACCAUAUUUGCAUCUUAAUAAAUUUCAAGCAUUUGGUACUGUCCUUGUGGGCUAAAAUCGGGUGUACAUUUAUAUCCGUGAAAGCUGGCUUGCUAAAUUCAGAGAUUUGUUGUAACUACUAAUUUGAAAAUGUCGCUCACUCUUCCUGUCUCAGGACGUGGAGGAGCCUCAAUUUACGGAAAGCAGUUUGAAGAUGAAAUUCAUCCAGACCUCAAAUUUACAGGUCUGCGAUUUAUUUAUUUAUUUUUCUUUAAUAGUAUAUUCUGCUAUCAUUCAUUUUUACUUGAGGUAUGAUUCUCUUCUUCUGUCUCCUUUCCAGGUGCUGGCAUUCUGGCUAUGGCAAAUGCUGGUCCAGACAGCAAUGGAAGUCAGUUUUUUUUGACACUUGCACCAUGUCAGUGGCUGGAUGGGAAACAUACCAUAUUUGGCCGUGUAUCACAGGGUCUGGGGACACUGAACCGUCUGGGCAUGGUGGAAACAGAUUCUCAGGACCGUGCAAUUGAUGAUGUCAGAAUUCUGCGAGCUUUUCCCUCUAGUUGA